GGGCGUGGCUCCGCCCCACGGCGGUGUAGGGGGUGGCCGGAGAGCGGAGCAGCCGAGCUCGGGUGGUGGGCGCUGAAGUCCCCGCUGAGGGGCUGGGAGGCAUCGCCGUCGCUCCGGGAAAGGGCAGGGAGUGAAACUAUGUAGGCUUUAAGAGACUUGCUUUGCCCCACCUGAAGUCCAUAUGGCUCUGUAUGAUGAAGAUCUUCUGAAAAAUCCUUUCUAUCUGGCUCUUCAAAAGUGGCGUCCUGACUUGUGCAACAAGGUCGCCCAAAUCCAUGGCAUUGUCUUAGUGCCCUGCAGAGGAAGCCUGUCCAGCAGUGUGCAGUCGGCUUGUCAAUUUGAGUCCUAUAUUUUGAUACCAGUGGAAGAACAUUUUCAGACCUUAAAUGGGAAGGAUGUCUUCAUACAAGGAAACAGGAUUAAAUUAGGAGCUGGUUUUGCCUCUCUUCCCUCAGUGCCCAUUCUCUUUGAAGAAACUUUCUACAAUGAAAAGGAAGAAAGUUUCAGCAUACUGUGUAUAGCCCAUCCUUUGGAAAAGAGAGAGAGUUCAGAAGAGCCUUCAGCAUCCUCAGAUUCCUUUUCCUUGAAAACCAUCGAAGAUGUGAGAGAGUUUUUGGGGAGACACUCAGAGAGAUUUGACAAGAGCAUUGCCUCUUUCCAGAGAACUUUCAGAGAACGUGACCGCAAGAGCCUGCGCCAUCACAUAGACUCGGUGAACGCUCUCUACACCAAAUGCCUCCAGCAGCUCCUGAGGGACUCUCACUUGAAAGUGCUGGCCAAGCAGGAGGCCCAGAUGAACCUGAUGAAGCAGGCGGUAGAGAUGUACGUCCAGCAUGAUAUUUAUGAUCUAAUCUUUAAAUAUGUGGGGACCAUGGAGGCAAGUGAGGAUGCCGCCUUUAACAAAAUCACAAGAAGCCUUCAAGAUGUCCAGCAGAGAGAUAUUGGUGUGAAACCUGAGUUCAGCUUCAAUAUACCUCGUGCAAAGAGAGAACUGGCUCAGCUGAACAGGUGCACCUCACCGCAGCAGAAGUUGGUUUGUUUGCGAAAGGUGGUGCAGCUAAUUACACAUUCUCCUAGCCAGAGAGUUAACUUGGAGACCAUGUGUGCUGAUGAUCUGCUAUCGGUCCUGUUAUAUUUGCUUGUGAAAACGGAGAUCCCUAAUUGGAUGGCAAAUUUGAGUUAUAUCAAAAACUUCAGGUUUAGCAGCUCGGCCAAAGAUGAAUUGGGAUACUGCCUGACCUCUGUUGAGGCUGCAAUCGAAUAUAUUCGUCAAGGAAGCCUCUCCGUUAAGCCGCCCGAGUCGGAGGGAUUUGGUGACAGACUGUUCCUGAAGCAGAGAAUGAGCCUGCUGUCUCAGAUGGCUUCAACUCCCAUCGACAGUCUGUUUCAGCACAUUGCAUCAGGCAACCAGAAAGAAGUGGAAAGACUUCUGAGUCAAGAAGACCAAGAUAAAGAUGCCAUCCAAAAGAUGUGCCACCCUCUGUGCUCCUGUGACAGCUGUGAGAAGCUCGUCUCUGGGAGGCUAAAUGACCCCUCAGUCGUCACUCCAUUCUCCCGAGAUGACAGGGGCCAAACACCGCUCCAUGUGGCUGCCCUCUGUGGGCAGGCGUCCCUCAUUGACCUCCUGGUUUCCAAAGGUGCUGUGGUGAACGCCACGGACUAUCAUGGGUCAACCCCGCUUCACCUUGCGUGUCAGAAGGGCUAUCAGAGCGUGGCGCUGCUGCUGUUACACUACAAGGCCAGCACCGAGGUGCAAGAUAAUAAUGGCAACACCCCUCUCCACCUGGCCUGCACCUAUGGUCAUGAAGACUGUGUGAAGGCUCUGGUCUACUAUGAUGUGCAGUCGUGCAGACUAGACAUCGGUAAUGAGAAAGGAGACACUCCACUGCAUGUCGCUGCACGCUGGGGUUACCAAGGCAUCAUAGAGACGUUGCUACAGAAUGGAGCAUCCACAGAGAUCCAGAACAGACUGAAGGAGACACCCCUCAAGUGUGCAUUAAAUUCAAAGAUUCUGUCUAUAAUGGAAGCCCGCCAUCCGUCCUUUGAAAGGAGGCAGAAGUCUUCAGAAAUCCCUGUGCAGUCCCCUCAGCACUCCAUGGACUCCAUCAGCCAGGGCUCCUCCACCUCCAGCUUCUCCUCCGUGUUGGUGAGCUCCAGGCGAGAGGAGCCCCAGGAUUACAGAGAGGUAGAAAAACUUUUAAGAGCAGUUGCUGAUGGAGAUCUAGAAAUGGUGCGGUACCUUUUGGAGUGGACAGAAGAGGACCUGGAUGAAGUGGAAGAUGCUGUCAGUGCUGUGGAUCUUGAAUUUUGCCACCCCUUAUGCCAGUGCCCCAAAUGUGCUCCAGCUCAAAAGAAGCUGGCAAAGAUUGCUGCCGGUGGGCUUGGUGUGAAUGUGACCAACCAGGAUGGCUCUACCCCACUGCACGUUGCUGCCCUGCAUGGCAGGGAGGACCUCAUCACCCUCCUGCUGAAGCAUGGUGCCAGUGCAGGUGCCAGAAAUGUAAACCAAGCUGUCCCACUCCACCUGGCCUGCCAGAAAGGUCACUUUCAGGUGGUGAAGUGUCUAUUAGAUUCUAAUGCAAAACCCAAUAAAAAGGAUCUAAGUGGGAACACACCCCUCAUCUAUGCCUGUUCCAACGGCCACCACGAAGUUGCCGCACUGCUGCUGCAGCAUGGGGCCUCCAUUAAUGUUUCUAACAAUAAGGGCAACACAGCCCUGCACGAGGCUGUGAUGGAAAAGCAUGUCUUCGUGGUGGAGCUGCUUCUGCUUCACGGAGCAUCAGUUCAGGUGUUGAACAAGAGGCAGUGCACAGCUAUAGAUUGUGCUGAACAGAAUUCAAAAAUAAUGGAAUUACUUCAGGUAGUACCAAGCUGUGUGGCCACAUUAGACGAUGUUGGCGAAGCAGACCCUGACCCCCAGGAGUAUGUUACUGUUAAGAUCAGGAAAAAAUGGAACUCAAAAUAUGAUCUGCCAGAUGAACCUUUUACAAGACAGUUUUACUUUGUCCACACAGUUGGUCAGUUUAAGGGAAGAACUUCAAGGGAGAGUAUGGCACGAGGUAGAAGUGUCCCUAAUUUUACUGAUGAUUCCUUGCUUGAGCCAGGGACCCAGAGAGUCACAUGGAAACAGAAUAACCUCCCAGACCAGGGCAGAUCUCCACCUGCUGACAAAGGAAAUGGUGAUCAGCCCAAGAGGCCUGGACUGAAACAGACUGCCCCUGGGAGCAGGCAUCUGCUCCUCAGACACGCAGUCAAUGAUGCAGCUGUAGCCAAGAGCCCAGAGACUGCUGGCAACCUAACUGCUCCCCAAGGAGCUCCUAUUUCCCAGUCUUAACAGUCAUUAAGGAAUUGCUAAAUUGCUGCCGAGAAGUGAGUUCUCAACAAGAUGAUCCUGAGCAGGGGUGCAGCUUAGAACUAAAACUAUUUAGCUUGGGGAAAGGCAGGAAGCUCCUGAAAGCUUUUCUGUGUCUGAGGCAAACAAUGCACUGAAGAAAAUUACCACCAUUUUUUUCCUCUUCAGAGCUACUUAAUAUACCUGAGAAGGAAUGGACAGAACUCCAGCGGUGUUUAGAUUCUUAAGACCAGGGUGUAUGUUUCUUCUGAAGUAUUAAGGCUUCCUUGGUUACAGUGAGAGGUUUUAUCACCAGAUUCUGACCUCCUCGUACUGAAAGGUGCUAAACCUCUGUGAUAUGUAUAAAGCAGCAAACUACAAAUUCCUCCAUCUGAGAUAAGCUCAAGAGAAUCAAUUUCGGUUUCAUGGUACUAAGGAGGCCGGGCAGAAAUGUCACAAUUGAAUAAAGAAAACAGGGCCUGCAAAAUGUUCCUUUGCAAAGUGACACUUGAAUCCAAAGAUGCCUAAAUGCCAUUUUAAUGUUCAUUUAGUAAAAAGGACAUACUGACCUGGUCUGUGAUAGGUACGUGGAAAAAGUUGGGUAUAAUUUUUCUUCCAACAAACUAAGUUCCGAUAUUUGAUCACUGCACAUAUGCACCUGUAGCAGUGUCUCUAGAGACGUCCCUGUAAGGCGCCUUCCUUACAUGUCACACCUGACAGGUGGUUACUGAACUAGAGAGUAGAUUUGGCACAUCUUUUCUUAGUCUUUUGAUUCAGAUUGAACACGUACAGCACAAACUAGGUCAAAGUUACUUUAAGUUAGAAUUUGCCAUUUAUUCCUUUUUAUGAAUUUAUAUAUACUUAUUUUUUUAUGUUAUUAAUUGGUCUAGAGCCACAAACAUGGGUUUGUUCUGAGUACAUUUUCAAAUAACGUUGUAAUAAGGAAAUGGUUUUUGUGCAUGUUCUUGGAAACACUUGUGUAUGUAUAGAAGGGAGGGACUGAUUAUUUUUCUACAAAGUAAUUUAUGAUUUCUAAUUUUCUAAUGUGCCUUGGAUAUGUGCCAAAUGAUGGAAAAGAAACAGUAAACUUUAUGAUUUUUGA
This is a messenger RNA of Manis pentadactyla (Chinese pangolin), 4433 nucleotides long. It is a transcript of the gene ANKRD27, whose product is annotated as ankyrin repeat domain 27. NCBI's taxonomy places the organism in Eukaryota, Metazoa, Chordata, Mammalia, Pholidota, Manidae. Gene Ontology annotation, molecular function: SNARE binding; guanyl-nucleotide exchange factor activity. Gene Ontology annotation, biological process: neuron projection morphogenesis; early endosome to late endosome transport. The record is from RefSeq and is a predicted model, not a curated record. Gene Ontology annotation, cellular component: neuron projection; plasma membrane; transport vesicle. Bases 182 to 3334 code for a protein of 1050 amino acids. The transcript has 29 exons.